UAAAAAAAUGUCAAUUUGUUAUAAAUUUUGGAACUAAUUUGGAAACGUGGAGCAAAACAACUCCUUAGUAACGUGAAUCGUUUUAUUGUACUUUGGAGCUGCAUAACUUGUUGGUUCAAUAAACUUCAAGCAGAAUUGCGUUUUGGUUGGAGUUGUUAAAUACCCGCACUCUUUACUAGGCCAAUUCCUUUGAAAACUUUGUUGAAUAAUUUAAUGGUCGCUCAGUAGUCCUGCGAGUGGCUCGAGAGUUUGAUGUAAGGUAAGAAGAAUGGCAGGCAUUGAUUCGAAAGCACGUGUACAAAAUAGUUUAUCGAACAUUUAUGGCAGAGUUAACACUAAUGGACAUGAGCGUAUAAAAAUCAAUUUCUGUACCGAUUUUGAUAAAUCAGUUUUGGUAAAUAAUUUCGAAAAACGUGGUUGGUCUCAAGUAAGUGCAGAAGAUGAUUGGAAUUUCUAUUGGUCCAGUGUUACCACAUGUCGCAAUGUUUUUAGUGUUGACAGUGGAUACCGUAUGCAUGAUAAUCAAAUGAUUAAUCAUUUUCCUAAUCAUUAUGAAUUAUCACGUAAGGACUUACUGGUUAAAAAUAUCAAAAGAUAUCGUAAAGAUUUAGAACGUGACGGCAAUCCUUUAGCUGAAAAAGGAGAUCACGGUUCAGGUUAUCCUCGAUACCUAUAUUUGGAUUUCAUACCAACAACUUUCGUGCUCCCAGCAGAUUAUAAUAUGUUUGUUGAGGAGUAUCGAAAGAAUCCAUCAAGUACUUGGAUAAUGAAACCUUGUGGCAAAUCACAGGGUACUGGUAUAUUUCUCAUUAAUAAAUUAUCAAAACUAAAAAAAUGGUCACGCGAAUCAAAGGGACCAUUUCAUCCUAUUAACUCCAAAGAAAGCUAUGUUAUAUCUAGAUAUAUUGAUAAUCCAUUAUUGAUUGGUGGAAAAAAAUUUGAUUUACGUUUGUACAUUUUGGUGACAUCAUUUCGUCCUCUAAAAGUGUAUCAAUACAAACUGGGUUUCUGUCGUUUUUGUACUGUCAAAUAUGACACAAGUGUUACCGAACUGGACAAUAUGUACGUGCAUCUGACCAAUGUCAGCGUUCAGAAACAUGGCUGUGAUUAUAAUAGCAUGCAUGGUGGAAAGUGGUCUGUACAAAAUUUAACGCUUUAUCUUGAAAGUACGUGUGGAAAAGAAGUGACAGAUGAACUUUUCGGUAAAAUUACCUGGUUAAUAGUACAUUCUAUGCGCGCUGUAGCGCCAGUCAUGGCUAGCGAUCGUCACUGUUUCGAAUGUUAUGGCAUAGACAUAAUUAUCGAUAACACCUUAAAACCUUGGUUAAUAGAGGUGAAUGCAUCGCCUUCAUUGACAUCGACUACUGUCACUGAUCGCAUACUUAAGUAUAAAUUAAUUGACAACGUUUUGUCAGUGGUACUACCACCUGACGGUUUACCCGAUGUUCGUUGGAAUAAGGUUCCAACUCGAGAAGCUUUAGGAAAUUUUGAGCUACUAUUUGAUGAAGAUUUAGCUGCACAAGAUGACCUACAAAUUUCAGGCCAAGCUAAUAAAGGUCGUGCGUAUGGAAAUCGUUGGAAAUAAAUUUUAGUUUCAUU
This is a messenger RNA of Teleopsis dalmanni, 1599 nucleotides long. Its product is annotated as probable tubulin polyglutamylase TTLL1. NCBI's taxonomy places the organism in Eukaryota, Metazoa, Arthropoda, Insecta, Diptera, Diopsidae. The record is from RefSeq and is a predicted model, not a curated record. Gene Ontology annotation, cellular component: cilium. Gene Ontology annotation, molecular function: ATP binding; metal ion binding; tubulin-glutamic acid ligase activity. Gene Ontology annotation, biological process: microtubule cytoskeleton organization; protein polyglutamylation. The transcript has 7 exons. Bases 269 to 1585 code for a protein of 438 amino acids.